AUGACAUCGAUAGGAACGGGCUACGAUCUUCUCAACUCCAUCUUUUCGCCAGAUGGCCGCAACUUCCAGGUGGAAUAUGCGGUUAAAGCAGUAGAGAAUGGCGGCACCUCAAUCGGCAUUCGGUGCAAGGAUGGCGUCGUCCUAGCUGUUGAGAAGGUGGUGACAUCAAAGCUGCUAAAGCCCGGCGCAAACAAGCGAAUCGCUACCGUCGACAGCCACGUUGGUGUUGUACGUAACCUUGCAACUCCGUUACCAAAGCAAACUCAUUUCUACACAAAACGUGUCUUCGGAGCUGAAGCUAAUCUGUGCACCCAGGUCUACUCAGGAAUGGUCCCCGACGGCCGACACUUUGUCGACCGUGCCCGCGACGAGUCCCAAAGCUGGCGCCAAAACUUCAAGACCCCGAUCCCCACGGCCGAUCUUGCCUCCAGAAUGGGCGGCUAUCUCCAGGCAUACACCAUGUACGGCUCCGUCCGGCCAUUCGGCAUCACCGCCAUUGUCGGCGGCGUGGACACAUCCGAAGAGACACCCGUCGACGGAGAAGUUGGCUCUGGCCCCAAGUGUGGUGCUGGCGGCAAGGUCGCUGGUAAGCACGGCGGUCCCUUCCUGUACAUGAUUGAGCCCAGUGGUCUGUACUGGGGCUACUACGGUGCUGCUACGGGCAAGGGUCGUCAGGCGGCCAAGGCUGAGCUGGAGAAGCUGGAUCUGCAGUCAGGCAAUAUGACCAUGGAGGAGGCCGUCAAGGAGGCUGCGAGAAUUAUCUACAUUGCACAAAAGGACAACAAGGACAAGGAUUUUGAACUGGAAAUGACUUGGAUUAGUGGUGUGGACGGUCCGACCAAGGGUCGCCAUGUCGAGGUGCCCAAGGAGUUGCGGGAGGAGGCUGAGAGAUUAGCAAAGGCGGAGGAUGACUCAGACGACGACGACGAGAACGACAAGAAGGACGAUGAUAAGAUGGAGGAAUAG
Messenger RNA from Metarhizium brunneum ARSEF 3297, 966 nucleotides. NCBI's taxonomy places the organism in Eukaryota, Fungi, Ascomycota, Sordariomycetes, Hypocreales, Clavicipitaceae. The record is from RefSeq and is a predicted model, not a curated record.